Messenger RNA from Helianthus annuus (common sunflower), 1533 nucleotides. RefSeq lists its product as uncharacterized. NCBI's taxonomy places the organism in Eukaryota, Viridiplantae, Streptophyta, Magnoliopsida, Asterales, Asteraceae. The transcript has 5 exons. The record is from RefSeq and is a predicted model, not a curated record. Bases 94 to 1533 code for a protein of 479 amino acids.
GUUGUCAUCUGUUUUCUCCGACGAUUUUUUCUGAAAUUCCGGUGAGGUUUCUAGUGUUUCUGUUCACCAUCUUCUGUCUCUUUGAUAUUUUUGAUGGCUGAACCAUCUAGUCCACACAAUGUGGAGGGUGAAAACCCUGAACAGCCGAUAGUGGCUGAGGAAGAAGACGAGGAUGAUGAUGUGAAUGUUCCCGGUGGUGGGUUACCGGUGUUGAAGUGGACAAAAGGUAGUUUUAAAACCCUGAUGGCCACUGUUCAGAUGGCCAAAGACUGGAAUGCUACUUUCCCACAAGUGGGGGACACCGGUGCCGAUGCUCCGGCCGGUUAUAUAACCUUGUGGGCGGAUUUUUUCACCCACGGUAACCUUAGGUUGCCGGUGACGGUGUUUGUGGCGGAGGUAUUGGAGUAUUAUCACCUCCAUAUCUCCCAGCUUAGUCCUUUCGGAAUGUUCCGAAUUCGGAAUUUUGAGUACACAUUCCGUGCCUAUGGCCUGCCCAUUUCAGUGGAGAAUUUCCGGCGUUUCUACCAGUUGACGGUGAACACCGGUUUUUUCUCGUUCACUCAAAGGCAUGGGAGUCUGAAGUUGAUGACACCCCCUAAGGGUGUGACAGGCUGGAAGAAGAGGUUCUUCUACGUGAAAGCCUGUGCGGUCUAUGCUAACAUGUCUUUCAGGAACGUCGAUGUUGGAGUUUCCGAUGAAGAUAUUCCUGUUGCUUCCGCAGAGACCGCGGACUGGUUCUCUAGGCUGCGGCCUAUUGAACUCAAGAAGUUGGAUAAUGACCAACUAUGGAUAUUGCGGAUGAUGCUCUCUAGACCGGAUAGGAAGGAAAGACCCGUGUUGCGGGAACAGGGUGGUGCGGAUGCGGUUGGCUUGUGGAGGAUGUUUGAGCCUGAUUUCAAGGGCCAGGUUGAACUGAUCGCGGUUGAGUUGAAGAAAGGUUUCAACCUUGAAAUUCUGAAGAACUUCCGCGUACCAUCAAAAGCGGUGCUGGAAGCCCCGGUUCCGGGAGACGCAAGAGGUGUCCUUGCGGAUUUGGGGAAGUUUGAGAAACGCGUCCCCAAAAAGACUGUGGAGAAGAAAACGGUAAAAAAGACCGUGCGGGGUCGUGGUAAGGGGAGUGUUGAAGGCUCAGCUGCCCCUUCUUCCGUUUUCGAAGCCGCAGGUACCUAUCAAUCUUGUUCUCGGGGAUAUACCGAUUACGUCGUAGUAUCUGACACCCUUGAGGGUUUGGGUGUUAUAGGUAGUAGUGCGGCCGCGGGUGGAACUGAAUCCCGAGAUGCGGGGUAUUCUUUUGUUGACAUUCCUGCGUCUCCUCCGCACACCGCUGCCGCGGGUGCGGGUGUAUUGAAGGAGAAGGUCGCGCCUAAGGAGCCUGCGGCCCCUUUUGCUGGGCCAGUUCGUGAUCCCCCUUUGGAGAAGACGGUGGAGGCGACUGCUGACAGGAUUUUUGACACUGUGGACUCCUCGGACAAUCUGAUCUCUCCUGAUGAGGAUGACGGAUUGAACUUGAGGUUUUCAGAUGCCGGGGGAUGA